AUGUUUAAAUCGAUCUAAAAAUGGAGAAUGAGAAAUUAGCUCAAGCUUUACUUUUUGCUUUUGUCAUUAUUCUCUACAUUAUUGAUUGGAAUUAUUUUAGUCUUCACUCAAAAUAUUGUAUACCAAGAAGUCGUACUGACUACAUAAUAAAUAUCAGCUAAGUUGACUGACAAUGAAAUAUCAUAUUAAUUUGAAACACAAAUGGAGUUGUUUUUUGAAGUAAUUAAUAAGAGUAAAAUUUUAUUAUAUUGUAGAUUAUCGAGCUCUUGAUAAAAUUGCUGGUCUAUUUAUAUUUGUCAAAUUUCAAUAAAACUUAAUAGCAUCAUAACAUGAUUAAUGUCCAGUGAACUAAACUUAAAAUUAUAGAAAAUCCAAUAUAUGUUAUAAUAUUUUAGAUUUAAAAAAUGGAUAAGAUUUAAAUGAUACACAAUCAUCAGAGCUAUUCUACUACUUGAAACAUUAAAGUUUAUUAUAAUAACUAUUAUUGCUUUUUGAUCCUGAGUAAUUUAUUAUAGGAAAUUGGUCGAUAGGAUAUAGUAAACAAUUCUAUUUUUCAGCGUAUUAAGCAAUUGGCUAUUAUUCUACAUUUAAUAUUGCAAAUAGGCCAUUUUAUAAAAAUCAUAUAAAAAAUGCAAAUUUAUCAGAAUAUGUAUUUAGUGAUGUAUUUUUCAAUUUUGAAAAUGAAUAUAAAGUAACAAUAUCAAAAAAUCUAACAAAUGAUGCAUCUGAAGGAAUUGUGGCGACAUAAUUUGAAUUUAAAAUAAUUAAAAAGUUUUUUUAAGAAAAUUUUUUGAUUCUUAAUAAAGAUGGAUUGAUAUUGAUUGGAAAUGUAUAAAUGUAUUUUUAACCUAACAGAACUAAUGUAUAUUUUUUUAAUGAAACUUUGACUGGUUUUGAUUAAAACGAUUGGCAUUCUGUUAAGAGUUUCAUGGAUAAUAAUAUUUCUUAAUCAAAUUGUUCCACUUCUAAUUCUUAAUAUUUAUGUAGAUACAAUAAAAUAGCAUCAAUUGAUGUAAUGAUAUUUGCAAAAUUCCUAAAGUUUUCAAAUUUAAUUUUGAUUAUGUAAAAAUAUAGAAAAUAUUAAGAUUAAAAAACAUAGAGUAAGAUAAGGAUUUAUAAAAUCGAUUAAUUUGGAUAGAAAACUAAAAGAAUCUUUAGAUAACAUAACUAUUAACAUUUCAAUUGAUAACUGCAUUUGGUUCAAGUUUAUUAGCUAUUUUAAUUAUGAGAUAUAUUUGCAGAUACAUGACAUAUUUAGAAAGAUUGGCGAAUUAUCAUUUUAAAAAUAAAUUAGUGGAUUUUUAAGUAUGUUAAUUCUUAAGAGAAAUAAAAUAAAAUUAAUCCACACACUAAACAAAUAUCAUAUUAAAUCUAUCUGAUUCAUAUUACAAAUUAGUUUCAUAAUUAACAGUAAGACCAUUCAUAAAGAAUGAAGAAUGUAAGUUUUUUGAAUCUUUAUAAUUUCCAUAUUCUAAAAAAAAGAAUAGUAAUCUUCAAAAGUGGAAAACAGCAAUAACAGAAUUAGAUGACAAGAAUGGGAUAGUAAAAUAAAAUCAUAUAGCAUUAAUAUUGAAUAUUUUAAGAUAAUCUUAGAAAAGACACAAACGUUGA
Molecule: messenger RNA, 1611 nt
Organism: Paramecium sonneborni
Lineage: Eukaryota; Ciliophora; Oligohymenophorea; Peniculida; Parameciidae
Source: the annotation of a GenBank genome assembly